CUCUCUCUCUCCGAGGGUUAUAUGCAUGAAAUAUUCUAUUUCACGUUGCAUAUAUGCAUCUGAUCAUCUCACGUUCAUUUGCACCCAAGCAUAUAUAUUAAGCCCUGCUCUCCUUGUUGCUGGCUAGUGGGUUCCCAUCAGAAAUUAUAUAUGUUAAUUGGAUAUUCAUUUGGUUCUGCAGCUACACUUGCUUUCUCCAAUCCAAUCCAAUCGGUCCACUCACUUGAAGUUGCAAGGAACAAUGCGUGAUGGUGGGUCCUCGAGACACCUUGUUGGAGGAAAGAUGAUCAUCAGCUUCGUACCUCGGCGGCAAUCCUUCAUAAUUUAAAUCAUCCGAAAGGGCAUAUUGUUGCAGCAGUUUUUUUGAAGGCACAACUGUUUGAUCUUUUGUAUUAAAAGGAAAGUACCAAUCCAGAAAUGAAGUUCAUGAAAAUUGGGACCAAGCCGGACACCUUCUGCACAGAAGAAGCUACCAGGACUGUGAUUUCAGAUGUACCGAGCGACCUUCUCAUACAAAUUAACAACAUCAGUUAUCUUCUCCAUAAGCUGCAGUUUCCACUUGUUCCAAAAUGUGGCCUCUUACAACGGCUUUGCUCUGACUCUGGUGAUUCUGAAAAGGUCAGCAUAGAGCUUCACGAUAUUCCAGGAGGUGAAGAUGCUUUCGAACUGUGUGCUAAGUUCUGUUAUGGAAUUACGAUUAACCUCAGUGCGUACAACUUUGUACCUGCAUUUUGUGCUGCCAAGUUCCUUCGAAUGACUGAGUCAUUAGAGAAGGGAAAUUUUGUUCCAAAACUCGAGGCUUUCUUCAAUUCGUGCAUUCUUGAAGGUUGGAAGGACUCCAUUACCACACUAGAAACCACAGUAAAGUUGCCAGAGUGGUCUGAGAAUCUUGGAAUCAUCAGAAAGUGCAUUGAUUCAAUUGUUGAAAAAAUCCUUACACCUCCAGCAAAGGUCUCAUGGUCCUACACUUAUACUAGACCUGGUUACACCAAAAAGCAACACCAUUCUGUCCCAAAGGAUUGGUGGACAGAGGAUAUAUCAGACCUUGAUGUAGACCUGUUUCGGUGUAUAAUUACCGCUGUUGCAUCAACGUACAUGCUGCCACCGCAGCUCAUUGGUGAAGCUUUGCACGUCUAUGCUUGUCGUUGGCUGCCAGACACCACGAGACCACCUCCACAAACAGAUGAGCAAUUUAUGGAGAAGAAUCGAAGAAUUGUUGAUACCAUUGUGAGUAUGAUUCCCGGAGAUAAGAGAGCAGUUUGUGUUGGAUUCUUGCUAAGGCUUCUUAUAGUUGCAAAUUACUUAGGAGUGUCUCCAGUGACAAAGACAGAACUAUUAAGGAGGUCCAGUCUACAACUCCAAGAGGCAACAGUGAAUGACCUGAUUUCUCCAUCACACUCACCCACUGACCCAGAAUUUUACGAUAUUGACUUGGUUGUGACAGUUUUACAAAGUUUCUUGGUGCUGUGGAGAAGACAAUCCCCUGCAGCUGCUUCUGCUUCCGAAUUAAACGGCAGCAGGGCCCAGUUUUUGGGAACAAUGAGAAAGGUUGGGAAGCUCAUCGAUUCUUACCUUCAAGUCGUUGCCAUGGAUGCCAACAUGCCAGUUUCAAAACUGGUAUCUCUGGCUGAAGCUUUGCCAGAUAUUGCAAGGGAAGACCAUGACGACAUUUACAAGGCUAUUAACAUUUAUCUAAAGGAGCAUGGUGAUCUGAGCAAGGCAGACAAGAAGCGCCUCUGCCGCAUUUUAGACUGCCAGAAGUUGUCUCCCGAGGUACGCGCUCAUGCUGUGAAAAAUGAGCGGCUACCAUUGAGGACUGUUGUGCAAGUCCUCUUCUUCGAACAAGACAGAGACAGAGCUUCCAACUCCAAGGUAGCAGAAACUCAUGAUCAUCAUCAUAAACAUAAACUACUGCCACUUAUGCCCUCCCAGUCCCAGGAGCUCUUUUCCACAGGAAAACAAACAGUUCCAACUAGCAGAGAAUUAGAUAUUCAUCAUGGUCAUGGUCAUGGACAUGGUAAGCUAAAAUUGGGAGCAGCAGAUCAUCAUGAUAAAUUCACUAGUAGUAGAGGUGAUCACAGCACAAGAAGAACCAAUGUUGCUGGAAAGAAAGAUUAUCCGCUGCAUUUGCAAACAAAAAGAUCAGAUGGAAAGUUUCCCGUGGGAACUGAAAGAAAGGUUGUUAGUUCAACAGAAAUACAAGAACAAGUAGAACAUCAACUAGAAACGGGAUCUGGGAGCAAGUUGGAUGCUAAGAAGAUGAUACAAAGGGGAAGUAGAUCGGACCAUGGCCGCGACAAAGGUAAAGAUAGAUAGCAAAAACGUACAUCAACAUCGACCUUCCCUUCUUCCCUUUGCACUUGUUGUAAUUAAGGUUUUCCCUUUUCAUAAAAUCUGUCAGUUUUCAACGAUCUUAUGUUAUGAGCCCUCUUCACCAUU
Messenger RNA from Prunus avium (sweet cherry), 2439 nucleotides. RefSeq names its product Phototropic-responsive NPH3 family protein. The record is from RefSeq and is a predicted model, not a curated record. NCBI's taxonomy places the organism in Eukaryota, Viridiplantae, Streptophyta, Magnoliopsida, Rosales, Rosaceae.